Trametes versicolor FP-101664 SS1 is the source of this 726-nucleotide messenger RNA. RefSeq lists its product as uncharacterized. The transcript has 4 exons. Lineage: Eukaryota; Fungi; Basidiomycota; Agaricomycetes; Polyporales; Polyporaceae. The record is from RefSeq and is a predicted model, not a curated record. Bases 38 to 604 code for a protein of 188 amino acids.
GCUGCUCGUGCGCCUCGUUCUCAGUAUCUGCAAUAAUAUGGGCUCAGCUGCCUCAAAACCUGCGCGCAGGCUUGCCAAGACCGCGCCGCCGGGAUGGGCUGGUGCGAGAACACCUAAUCCUGCAGAACACGCACCGUCUCCUAGACCUGCCGUGCCCCUCGCAAGCGAAACGAAGACAGAAGCCAUCAUGAAGGACGGUGGUGACACUCUAUUGGCCAACCUCCAGAAACUUGGGCAAGUGCGGGUAGACCAUAACAUGCGAACCAUCAAGCCAGCUGCAGAACAGGCACAACGCAUUCACGAUUCACGCUUGCUUUCGGAAGAUCAAGCGCGUUCUUCUCGACAACCACACAACCGCCUGGUAGCCGCGUCUCUCACGGAACUCCUCGAAGAACGAAAGUACGCGCCGACACCAAAAGCACUGGAGGAGCUCCCCAAGAAAUAUGCCAUCGACUCGGACAAGGUUGAACGUCUCGCGCGAUAUGUGAACAGCGUAAGCGUGCACCCAGACUUGGUGAAGAGAUGGGUCAGCGAAGACGGCGCGGAGCAGACGACAAUGCUGGCUUCUUGGGUGAACCCAAAGGCCCGAGAGGUGCCCCCAUAAGCUCAACUCAGAGCAAUACACGGUGACACUUCUGCUCGUAGCAAACCCUCUCUCUGUGAGCCGACCCUCACAUACCGAUGUGUAUGACCUUCCUCCAGCUCGUAUAUCCCGGCGGCUACUAC